This is a messenger RNA of Tyto alba (common barn owl), 3011 nucleotides long. RefSeq names its product protein ELYS-like. Lineage: Eukaryota; Metazoa; Chordata; Aves; Strigiformes; Tytonidae. The annotation marks the transcript as partial. The transcript is spliced from 12 exons. The record is from RefSeq and is a predicted model, not a curated record.
GCAUGUGGUCCUCAACUCCAGGCGGUGAGCUCUGUGACAGGAGCGCGGCUCUCUGCGUACCGUUUCCAGGGAGCAAAUAAACAGCCUCCCACUGUGCGUGUGGUAAAGGAGUUUUCCUGGCAGAAGAGAACUGGGCUGCUGGUUGGCUUGGAAGAAGCAGAGGGAAGCGUUCUCUGUCUGUACGACCUUGGAAUAUCAAGAGUGGUUAAAGGCGUGGCUCUUCCAGGAAGGGUAACUGCUGUAGAGCUCAUAACUAAUCACGGAGGCAUCACCAGUGCGAGCGCUCGGCACCUACAUCCGAGCCUGCAAUGGCUCUUUGGCGUGGCAGCAGUGGCUACAGAUGUUGGCCACCUACUUCUGGUUGACCUUUGCUUGGAUAAUUUAUCUUGCAGUCAGAAUGAAAGAGAAGCAUCGGAUCUGGAAGUUGCCAGUGGAAUUCCUGUGGGAGUUCCAAAGAGAAGAAAAACUGUGGCCAGAGAAGGGAGACAUCUCUGUUUUCAAUUACAAAAUCCUUCGGGAACAGCAGUAUCAACCCUGAGCUACAUAAGCAGAAGCAAUCAUCUCGUCGUGGGUUUUUCCGAUGGCUACCUGUCACUGUGGAACAUGAAAACGUUGAAGAGGGAGGACCACUCUCAGCUUGCAGGAGGAAGGAUUCCUGUCUAUGCUGUCACUUUUCAAGAGCCUGAAAAGGAUCCUCGCAACUGUUGCUACUUGUGGGCUGUUCAGUCUACCCAAGAAAGUGAAGGUGACGCUGUGAGUUUACAUCUGUUGCAGUUACUAUUUCAUGAGAGAAAACGCCUGGCAUCAGGACAGGUCAUGUACGAGGGUUUGGAAUACUGUGACGAAAGGUUCAGUUUAGAUCUCACGUGUGGAGUCUUUCCCUGGAGAGGGCCGACCGGCAAUACCAAAUUUCUGAGCUGCCAGACUGUAGAAAAAUUUCCCAAGCCGGUUGACGGAGAGGAUAGCGUUAAUGAAGUAAUAUCUCCUGAGACCAGUGUAUCAGUCUUCAGCUGGCAAGUGAAUACGUAUGGUGAGGGAAAGCCAUCUACUUACUUGGGUGUAUUUGACAUUAACCGCUGGUAUCACGCUCAAAUGCCAGAUUCACUGAGGCCGGAAGAACUCCUUCACGACUGCCCCUAUUUUGCGCUGUGGUCACUGGAUACUGGACUAAGUAUGACUUCUCCAAGCCUCGUUUUGGAUAUUCGAGUACGUGAGCAGAGUCUCUGUCGCGGAGUGCCUCCUUCCUAUCCACCACCUGAUCAGUUUUUUAAUCCAAGCUCCUAUAAUUUUGAUGGUACGUGCUUGCUGAACUCCGGAGUUGUCCAUAUGACUUGCACCAGCUUCCAGAAGGAGAAUGAUCGCCAUCCUCGCUUCAGAGAGGGGGCAUGUGCCAGAAAGUCUGAAUUACGCCCAUAUCGGAAGAUCCUUCCUAGAGUUCAAAGGCAGCUGGCUGCAGAGAGAGCCAGGCCUUACCAUUUGCCUUCGUCGGCCUUAAGAGGAGUUGCGAGACCAAAGCCAGUAUCAAGAGCAAGAAAACCAGCCAAUUCAGGAUAUCUGGAUAUCAUAGCAACUUUCAUGAGUAAUGUGUUAUCCAGAAUUGGAGCAGCAUGGGCAGGAAAUGAGCAGAAAACCUUUUCCUCACGAUAUGAUAGGUAAGCAGCCUUUUCACAAAGUUCAGUUUUGAGCUACGUGUGUGGAGAGGAAUAGCGAAAAAUCCAUUUGGAUUAUGUUAGUAUUCUGGAAGGAAGGUGUACCUGAAUAAACUUUGAUUGGCUUUUUUGUAAUCAGUUCAUCCAAAGUAAUAUUUGGAGAGAGACUUUUUCGGCUAUGAUAAUCUUAUUUAGGCCAAGACCUAUACUGACACGAUGGUAAAUGUGUUUUCAAGAAUUUAAGACAGCUGAAACUAGAACUGUGGUUGCCACCAAGCUCUCGGUGUACUGCUUUUGAGACACUUGGUUAUGUGGCCAAACAGGGAUCUUUGACCGCUUCCUGCCCAGUGUCUGCUUCGUUUCUGCCUUUCCUUCUUAACAUCGGGCGGAAUUGUAACGAGCGGAAAAGAGGCUGGUGGUUGUCAGAUGAUUUUCCUUCAGGGGCGAUGGUCAAAUAAACCUGAAUUCCGGUAUGUUUGGACUUCAGGGGAGUGAAAGUCAGUUACCUUUCCCUGUUUGUUCUAGUGCUAGAGCUGCAGAGCCACCAGCCGUACCUCGUCCUCUCCCUGAGGCAGAGUUGCAGUGUGGUUUUUGGGACACUAGGGACACAAAUAUCAGUAUAUGUUGGGGGGGUUUUUUGUCUUCCCUUUACAAAAACCACCUGCAUGUUAUUGACUGUGAGGUUUUGUUGGCUUUUUUUUUUGUAUUUUAAUAAAGGUAACCAACGAUGAUAUAGCACUGCCUGGGGAUUCAUGGGAGCAUCAUCAUGGAAUGGCGGAGGAUGCAUCGUCUGAGACUAGAGAUAAGGCAACUGUGCUUACUCUGAGCAAUCCUGAGGAGGAUCGUGCUGAAGUGGAAGCGUUUUCAAAAAGCAUACCUGGAGAUGGUUUGGAGAAAAUGGAUGUCAGCAAAGAAAACAGCAACUUCUCUGCCCGUUCAGACCAAACUACUUUGGAGUAUCACGAUGCAAAAUCACCUGGCGGUUUUUCAUCUGUUCCCAUGUGCCGAAUCGCAAAUAGCUUAGCUGUUGAUUUCUGGUGGCGAAAAAACAAGCUACAGGCAGCAGCCAGCCCGUGUUUUCUCAUGAGUUGAUAGGCAGUGCUUUUCACCUCUUAGUCUAGGCCAAUCUGAAAAUACUAUGAAAUUGUAGACUCUCAAGUAAGAAGGUAGCAGUUUUUUCUUAUUUUGUUGGUACUUUUGUCUUCUGUGCAAAACUUGCAGGUUUCCAAUCCAGGAAUGCUUUUUUUUUUCUCGGCAAAGUAGUCCAGGUAACGAGUCUCUUGGAUGUGCUUGGAGAUAAAUGUUCUGUGGUUCCUGUUGAAUUCAAGCCGUUCCUAAAAUAAAAUGUGUUUUUCAAAGCCC